Lottia gigantea (owl limpet) is the source of this 1491-nucleotide messenger RNA. RefSeq lists its product as hypothetical. The record is from RefSeq and is a predicted model, not a curated record. NCBI's taxonomy places the organism in Eukaryota, Metazoa, Mollusca, Gastropoda, Lottiidae. The transcript is spliced from 11 exons. The coding region runs from base 1 to 1491 and encodes 496 amino acids.
AUGCAGUUCACUAAAGGGCUGUCAGGUCAGUCUAAAACCUCAUAUAAUUAUAAGUCAACAAAACAUAUGAAAGAUGACAAAAAUAUCAGAAAUGGUCGCCGACCAAAAAUGCAGAUGGGUUCAGAUGGUAGAAAUGCAUGGAAACAGCUCAGAGCUGAGAUGCGGAAGGGUGGCCUUCAGUCCAAAGAGAAAAAAGCCAAGGCUGCCUUAAAAUCUGAUGGACGAGCCAGAGUCUCAAGUGGGCCAAAAUCUAUUUCACCAAAUAAAAUGGCCGCCAUGGAUGCCAAAUUUAAGACUCAGAGUCCAGAACCAACACGAAAAUUUCCACAAAUAUCGGACAUGAUUGAUCCAAUAAAAGCAGCCAAAGAAAACAGCACAAUGUUGGAUAUGACUGUCGCUCAAAAAUGGAAAUUGCCUGCAAUAAAAGGUGCUGGCACAAGAAAAGGGGGAUUUUUCGGUAGUUCUAUUGGUGGUUUAGAUGGUGGAUUCAGAAGAUCUUCUGACACCUCGGUGGCCAAAGGUCCACCAGAACAUACACUAGCAAUCCUGACUGAUAUUGCUCAGCAGAAAAAGAAGCGAAUACAGCAGGAGUUACGAGAUAAGCUAGAUGGAAUCAGCAGCCGAGUGAAAGCUGCACUGAUGAAUGCUGGGAUUGAUGAUGAUGAGGAUGAAGUCAAAAUGGAUAAGCAGAAGCUUGCAGGAACUCUUCAGAUGAUUUCCAUGGAAUCCAGAAAUAAAAGACAAAAGAUAGAUGAAAGGAAGGAUAUUAUUGGUAACAUCAAUGAAUAUCUGGGAUCUUGUAAAGAACGUUAUGGUUUGUUGGAUAAUGUGGCCACAUGGAUUGGUGUUGCUCAGGAUGAAUUGGAGAAAGAACUAAUCCCAAGUGAAGAGUAUGAUCAGGCCAUGACUGAAGCAGAUAUAGCUUACAAUGAUACAACAGAUGAUAUGUAUAUUUUUACUGAGAAUAUCCAAAGAUUUAAAAAUCUAAGUCAACUUGUUUUACGUCAAGUAAGAAAAAUCUUAGACAAGAAAGAAAAACAUCAAGCGCCUAAAAUUGUUGUUAUGGAUGAUCACACAUUGUUAAGUGGUAAAGUGAAAUGGGAAAAAGGAAUUUCUAGCGUAACCAAUCUGCUAGAAGAAGCUUCUAAAUGGGUUAAAGGAAUUCAACUUAGAAAUGCUAUUAAGAAUGGUAAAAAACAAUAUGCAUUUAUCGUCAAAGCCAUGGAUAGAAAGCUGAAUGAGUUAGCGAUAGCUACCAAAAACUUUGAAGAUUCCAAAAUAAAAUUAAGCUUAGCGAGUUCCAGGGAGGAAAGGUAUGUCAAGGACCAAUCAGAAGCUAGACGGGAAAUCUUGACCUUGAGAAAUUCCUUAGAUGAUCUUGCAAAUCAGUUGACAACUAUACAUGGGUAUAAAUAUUUGGGGUUUGAUUAUUUAUUGAUUAAGAGGUUUUUACAAGGACCAGCUGGUAAAAAGGAUCCUUUGCAAACCUAA